AUGUCAAGUUGAUUUAACUGCAAGGACUGAAUUUUCAUCUCGGAUUGUGUAAAUGUUAAAAAAUAAAAAUAAUAAAUAUAAGACAAAUUGAUACGAGAACCGCUUAAAUCUUCAUCAUUGAUGCCAAAAGUGGUAUGAUUUGAACACACCUACUUGAGAAGAAUCAAAAUUACAAUGACGAUAAUUCUGACAAGAUCGCGAUUAUUGUCCAGUUACCUUUUCAAGUCUAAUUUCAGUACCGCAGCUAAAUCUAUUGCCUCUAUUCAAAUAAACAAUAAAGUGUAUGCCACAGAUGAUUUUACUAACGUAACACCUAAAAUUAUAUCGUAUUUAAAUAAGAAUUUACACUUGCAAAAAGACCAUCCGCUGUCCAUGGUGCGGCAGCGAAUUGUAAAUUAUUUCUAUUCAUCAUUUACGCAUGGAGGAAAUCCAACGUUCAGCGUAUACGAUAAUUUAUCGCCGAUUGUCUCUACAAAACAAAACUUUGAUGAUUUGCUUAUACCGAUUGACCAUGUCAGUAGGGCAAAGUCUGAUUGCUAUUACGUAAAUAAUUCAUUACUCCUUCGAGCUCACAUGACAGCACAUCAAAGUGAGUUGCUUCGAGCCGGACUGGAUAACUUUCUCAUGAUUGGUGAUGUAUACAGAAGGGAUGAAAUAGACUCUACUCAUUUUCCAGUUUUUCAUCAGGUAGAUGCAGUGCGAUCUCAAUUAAAAGAACAAUUAUUUGAGAACCACCCUAGUCUGGAAAUAUUUGAAAAGUCUUUUACUGAUAACCCACAAACAUUUAAGAAUACAAUAGACGAUCCAACAAAACAGAGCUGCCAUACAUUAGAAGCAACUAAAUUGAUGGAGGCACAGUUAAAAAACCAUCUAAUUGGCUUGGUAAAAGUACUAUUUGGAGAUGAUAUUCAACAUAGAUGGGUUGAUGCGUAUUUUCCCUUUACACAUCCAUCCUGGGAGCUAGAAAUCUUCUACGAAAAUAGAUGGAUGGAAGUCCUAGGCUGUGGUAUUGUACGAAACGAAAUCCUAGCUAAUGCCGGACCUAAUAAUAGCAUAGCAUAUGCAUUUGGUCUAGGUUUGGAAAGACUCGCUAUGGCAUUAUACAAAAUACCAGAUAUUCGACUAAUGUGGAGUAAUGAUUCUGGAUUUUUAACACAGUUCCAGGGUAAAGAGCUACAUGCAAAGAUAUCAUAUAAACCAGUAUCCAUAUACCCUCAAUGUAGUAACGAUUUGUCAUUUUGGUUACCUCCAAAUUAUACAAUAGAUAGUUUCAUGAGUAAUGACUUUUAUGACUUGGUAAGGGAUGUUGGAGGUGAUAUUAUAGAACAGGUCAAAUUAAAAGAUAAAUUCAUACAUCCAAAAACAAAGAAACACAGCCUAUGUUUCAGUAUAGUGUACAGGCAUUUAGAAAGGACUCUGACGCAAGCUGAAGUAAACCUCGUCCACAAACAAAUAGAGAAGGCGGCAGAACAAACAUUUGGAGUUGUUAUUAGAUAAUGUGAUAAUAAAAAUCGAU
This is a messenger RNA of Zerene cesonia (dogface butterfly), 1516 nucleotides long. RefSeq names its product probable phenylalanine--tRNA ligase, mitochondrial (gene PheRS-m). Gene Ontology annotation, molecular function: phenylalanine-tRNA ligase activity; tRNA binding; ATP binding. Bases 175 to 1497 code for a protein of 440 amino acids. The transcript has 3 exons. The record is from RefSeq and is a predicted model, not a curated record. Gene Ontology annotation, biological process: phenylalanyl-tRNA aminoacylation. Gene Ontology annotation, cellular component: mitochondrion; cytoplasm. NCBI's taxonomy places the organism in Eukaryota, Metazoa, Arthropoda, Insecta, Lepidoptera, Pieridae.